GCACGCAUGCGCAGUAGGGAAACGGUGGGACUUCAUUCCAGGCUGUCAGCGAGGGUUCCCUGAACCUCGCAUCCUGAUCAAUCGUCUACUGUGCGAACUUUACCUGCUGUAAUAAACAAAAACAACCAGAUCAUGAGUGGGGAUCAUGGACGCGGAGACUCUCAGGUCAGCUGUGGCCAAAAAGGAAGCGACUCUCAUAAACAUAAAGACAAGCACAAAGAGAAGGAACACAGACACAAAGAUUACAAGAAAGACAAGGAAAGAGAGAAAAUCAAGCACAUCAAUAGCGAACAUAAGGAAUCCUCUGAGAAGAAACACAGAGACAAAGAGAAGCUGAAGCACAGCGACAGCAGCUCAGACAAGCACAGAGACAAACACAAAGACAAGAGGAGAGAGGACAAGAUCCAAUCAUCCCAUUCAGAAAAGCCUAAGGAGAAGGAAAAUGGAUAUAUGAGAGAGACGAGUCCGGUUGUCGUGAAGAGUGAGCCUGAAGAGGACAACAGCUUCUAUCCGUCUCCAAAACACAACAAGGCCUCCAAACGAGAGCGUGACGAUGAAGAGUUUGAAUACAAGCCCAAGAAAGUCAAAGUGGAGCAUGACAAAAAGGCCAAGAAGAGAAAACAUGAGUAUGAAGAAGAUGAGGACGAUGAGGACAUCAAGCCAAAAAAGAAGACAAAAGACAAAAAAGCAACAGAUGGGAAGAAAACCAAAAAGGAGGAGGAGGAAAAAUGGAAGUGGUGGGAGGAGGAAAGGUACACGGAUGGCUCCAAGUGGCGUUUCCUUGAGCAUAAAGGCCCAGUGUUUGCUCCUCCGUACGAGCCCAUGCCUAAUAAAGUCCGAUUUUACUACGAUGGUAAGAUUAUGAAACUUAGCGCUGCAGCUGAGGAGGUGGCCACAUUUUUUGCCAAGAUGUUAGAUCAUGAGUACUCCACUAAAGACGUCUUCAGGAAGAAUUUCUUCAAGGACUGGAGGAAGGAAAUGACAUCAGAGGAGAAGUCAAUAAUCACAGACCUGAAUAAGUGUAACUUCAGUGAAAUGAAUGACUACUUUAAGGCCCAAUCAGAGGCUCGCAAACAGAUGUCAAAGGAGGAGAAGAAGAAAAUCAAAGAGGAAAAUGAGCGCCUUCUGCAGGAGUACGGUUUCUGCAUCAUGGACAACCACAAGGAGAGGAUUGGAAACUUCCGUACCGAGCCGCCGGGCCUCUUCCGGGGUCGUGGCGACCAUCCAAAGAUGGGGAUGCUGAAACGGCGCAUCAGACCUGAAGACAUCAUCAUCAACUGUAGCAAGGACUCCAAGCAGCCUAAACCUCCCCCAGGUUCUAAGUGGAAAGAGGUCCGCCAUGACAACAAGGUGACCUGGUUAGCAUCGUGGACCGAGAACAUCCAGGGCUCCAUUAAGUACAUCAUGUUGAACCCCAGCUCCAGGAUCAAGGGGGAGAAGGACUGGCAGAAAUAUGAAACUGCCCGCUGUUUGAAGAAGUGUGUCGAUCGCAUUCGUACUCAGUACAGAGACGACUGGAAGUCAAAGGAGAUGAGGAUCAGACAGAGAGCUGUGGCUCUGUAUUUUAUUGACAAGCUCGCUCUGAGGGCAGGGAAUGAGAAAGAGGAGGGCGAGACAGCGGACACUGUCGGCUGCUGCUCGCUGCGGGUGGAGCACAUUAAAUUACAUCCCAAGAUAAACGACCAGGAGUUUGUGGUAGAGUUAGAUUUUUUGGGGAAAGACUCUAUCCGCUACUACAACAAAAUGCCUGUGGAGAAAAGGGUCUUCAAAAACCUUCAGUUGUUCCUGGAGAACAAACAACCUGAAGAUGACCUCUUUGACAGGCUCAACACUUCCAUUCUGAAUAAGCACUUACAGGAACUGAUGGAUGGACUAACAGCCAAAGUUUUUCGUACCUACAAUGCCUCGAUCACCCUACAGCAGCAGCUGAAGGAGCUCACCUGCCCGGAUGACAGCAUCCCGGCUAAGAUCCUGUCUUACAACCGAGCCAACCGAGCUGUGGCCAUUCUCUGUAACCACCAGAGAGCACCACCCAAAACAUUUGAGAAGUCCAUGCAGAAUCUUCAGACCAAAAUUGAUGAGAAGGAAAAGCAACUAUCUACAGCUAGGAAGCAGCUGAAGGCCGCUAAAGCCGAUCACAAGGCUUCACAUGAUGAAAAGAGCAAAAAGACUGUGGAGGUGAAGCGUAAAGCUGUACAAAGGAUAGAAGAGCAGCUGAUGAAGCUCCAGGUACAAGCUACAGACCGAGAGGAGAACAAGCAGAUUGCUCUGGGAACCUCCAAGCUCAACUACCUGGAUCCACGCAUCUCUGUUGCCUGGUGUAAAAAGUAUGGCAUCCCUAUUGAAAAGAUCUACAACAAGACCCAGAGGGAGAAGUUCGCCUGGGCGAUCGACAUGGCUGAAAAGGAUUACGAGUUUUAACCGCACUUGGUGUUUUUACAUUUCUACCCAGGCCUUUGAUUGUAAGGGUGGUCUGUAGCUGAUGUCAUGAUGUUUUCACUGUGUGGCGUGGCAAGUGGAAGAAGAAACCAGGACUGCACUUAAGCUGUGAUCACAGGUUAAUAAGUCUGCUGUAAAUACUGACUGGCUGUGUACAGGAGAAAACUCGCUUCACUACACAUUGCCAUGAGGUAAAUCUCCUUAGGAACCUUUUUUUUUAGUAUUGUGUAUGUAGCAGGAGCUAUCUGACUGUAAUCCACACAAGUAUGAACACAUUAGUAUUAUGUUGUGUCAGAUGACAUGUUCUAAGAUUUGUAAGCCAUCAGAUCUAUUGGAAGAACCUAAUAUUGUCAUAGAAUAAUAAAUUAUUGUGUGUGGAAGACUGCUAGGAACAUCAUGAAAGGUGAGGAUGGGGUGACUUUCAGCUGCAAUGGUUUGACUGGGAUAGUAAGAGCGAGGCAGUGUGGAGGCACACCGAAUGUUGUCUCUUAUCCAUGCAGUCUUGAGUUUUUAUUUCAGGGAUUUUGUCACCUUUCAGUGAUUGUUUUUUUUUAUGCGUGCCGUAUGCAUCCUCAACAAAAAGCUCUUCACGUGCAGCUCCUGAGCACGUGUGUGUUUCCACAGUUUUACAGCAAACAGGGCGUAACGUUGAUCUUGGUUACAUGAAAUAACUGAAGCAGGCCAGCUGAAAGCCUUGCUUGGGCCCGGGACGAUAUAAUAUUAGAUGGGCCCCCAUACCAGGAUUCCUCCUUUUCCCCCGCUCUUUUAACC
Molecule: messenger RNA, 3210 nt
Organism: Nothobranchius furzeri (turquoise killifish)
Lineage: Eukaryota; Metazoa; Chordata; Actinopteri; Cyprinodontiformes; Nothobranchiidae
Gene: top1b
Product: DNA topoisomerase Ib
Biological process (GO): DNA topological change; DNA replication; chromosome segregation
Cellular component (GO): chromosome; nucleolus
Molecular function (GO): DNA binding; DNA topoisomerase type I (single strand cut, ATP-independent) activity
Source: RefSeq, a predicted model, not a curated record